AUCUCGCGAUAAGUAACGAGAUUUGCCCGUUUUAACAUCAGUCGGAAACCCCGUCGCACCCUCUUCCCUUCGCUGUCCACAAGCAAGAUGCCAGGUGUCACAGUGAAAGACGUCAACCAGCAGGAGUUUGUCCGUGCCCUGUCGGCUUUCCUGAAGAAGUCAGGAAAGCUGAAGGUGCCUGACUGGGUGGACCUGGUCAAGCUGGGUAAGCACAAGGAGCUGGCCCCCAGUGAUGAGAACUGGUUCUACAUCAGAGCAGCAUCCACAGUGCGCCACCUGUACCUCCGUGGAGGUGCUGGUGUUGGCUCCAUGACCAAAAUCUAUGGAAGUCGCCAGAGGAAUGGCGUGUGCCCUGCCCAUUACAGUGUAGGAUCCAAGAACGUUGCUCGUAAGGUGCUGCAGGCCCUCGAGCUGCUCAAGAUGGUUGAGAAAGAUCCCAAUGGUGGUCGCAGACUUACUGCCCAGGGAACCAGAGACCUGGAUAGAAUUGCUGGCCAGGUUCACAGCCAUAACGCCACCGACAAACCACCGCCAAACCCACAAUCCCUGCUGCCGGUGAGUGGAUCAGCUGAUGCAGUGUACUGAUCAAAGUACAUAUAAAUUGGUUGCAGCUGCAAACAAGACAAAAAUUGUUCAAUAAAUCUUUUUUGGAGAAAGUCAA
Messenger RNA from Sebastes umbrosus (honeycomb rockfish), 661 nucleotides. RefSeq names its product ribosomal protein S19 (gene rps19). Gene Ontology annotation, biological process: translation; ribosomal small subunit assembly. Bases 88 to 585 code for a protein of 165 amino acids. Gene Ontology annotation, cellular component: ribosome; cytosolic small ribosomal subunit. The record is from RefSeq and is a predicted model, not a curated record. The transcript has 7 exons. Gene Ontology annotation, molecular function: structural constituent of ribosome; RNA binding. Lineage: Eukaryota; Metazoa; Chordata; Actinopteri; Perciformes; Sebastidae.